AUGAAGGGCAAUGAUGCCAAUCCUAGUUCUGUCAGCAAUGCUUCCAGGCAUGAAUCAGACUCAGGUGAAACAGGCCCGACAGUCAGCGGCGACGACAACUUCAAGGAAUUCAUGCGUUGGGCUCUAAGCUGGGAAAUGCGGGAAAUCCGAGAGGUGGAACUUGAAAAUGGAUUGCGAGGAGUAGAAGUCAGAGGCGUCAUCACAACCUACGUCAAUCCCCAUCCCACUGGUCGAGGUGACAGAUAUGUUGAUCGGAGACUUGUCGAUGACUAUGGUGCUUGGCACAUCGACGAGUUGACGGAAGGACAACUUGCUGAUUACAUGGCUGACAUAGAAGGAGGCCCCAUGUCCCGAAUGCCCUAUUUCAAAGGCACAUGGGAAAAGACAAUCAUCAGUGAAGAAGAGCUUCUUGCUGAUGAGCAUGAUCAGGAACUGAAGGAGAACGACGAAUACGCAGAGGAUGAGGAGGUCGAAGAAGGGGACAAUACAACACCCGAUGAAAGUACCGAUGAGGUCAAUGGUCGACAGUCUCGGUGA
Sparassis crispa is the source of this 537-nucleotide messenger RNA. RefSeq lists its product as hypothetical. Bases 1 to 537 code for a protein of 178 amino acids. The record is from RefSeq and is a predicted model, not a curated record. NCBI's taxonomy places the organism in Eukaryota, Fungi, Basidiomycota, Agaricomycetes, Polyporales, Sparassidaceae. The transcript has 2 exons.